Molecule: messenger RNA, 3638 nt
Organism: Manis pentadactyla (Chinese pangolin)
Lineage: Eukaryota; Metazoa; Chordata; Mammalia; Pholidota; Manidae
Gene: OXCT1
Product: 3-oxoacid CoA-transferase 1
Exons: 17
Coding region: 293-1855 (520 amino acids)
Biological process (GO): ketone body catabolic process
Cellular component (GO): mitochondrion
Molecular function (GO): succinyl-CoA:3-oxo-acid CoA-transferase activity
Source: RefSeq, a predicted model, not a curated record
ACGGGGGACGUUCUUCCCCCGAGAUCCGUCCCGGCUGCGCGAGACCUACGCGCGGCCCCGGGCCCCUCCCAGCCUCGCUGCUCCGCGAACCUGCAGCCUCAAGGGCCGCGGGCGUGCCGCGCGAGAGGCCCCGAGGACGUCACAGACGCGCGGCCAAGCCUCCAGCCCUCCCCGUCGCGCCCACAGCCCCUCUCCACCGUCCCCUCCCGCGGACACGGGCGCGCAGGCUGCACACUCGGCCACACUCCCUCGCGCGCGCAGCCCGCCGCCUCCUCCCGCCCCCCGAGCGAACAUGGCGGCUCUCAAACUCCUCUCCACCUGGCAGCGGCUCUGCGCCUCCGCCCGCGGGUCGGGGGGCGCCUGGGCCAAGGAAUGUGUUUGCUACUUUUCAACCAGCACGCAUCGACAUACCAAAUUUUACACGGAUGCAGUAGAAGCUGUAAAGGACAUCACUGAUGGUGCAACACUGCUGGUUGGUGGUUUCGGGUUAUGUGGAAUUCCAGAGAAUCUUAUAGGAGCUUUACUAAAGACUGGAGUGAAAGGGCUAACUGUAGUGAGCAACAAUGCAGGGGUUGACAACUUUGGCCUGGGCCUUCUACUUCAGUCCAAGCAGGUAAAGCGCAUGAUCUCUUCGUAUGUGGGAGAAAAUGCAGAAUUUGAACGACAGUACUUAUGCGGAGAAUUAGAAGUAGAGCUGACGCCUCAGGGCACGCUUGCAGAGAGGAUCCGUGCAGGUGGGGCUGGAGUUCCUGCAUUUUACACCAGCACAGGCUAUGGGACCUUGGUGCAGGAAGGAGGAGCUCCAAUCAAAUACAACAAAGACGGGAGCAUUGCCAUCUCCAGUAAGCCCAGAGAGGUGAGGGAGUUUAAUGGCCAGCAUUUUAUUUUGGAGGAAGCAAUUACAGGGGAAUUUGCUUUGGUGAAGGCUUGGAAGGCAGACCGAGCAGGAAAUGUGAUUUUCAGGAAAAGUGCAAGGAAUUUCAACUUGCCAAUGUGCAAAGCUGCAGAAACCACAGUUGUAGAGGUUGAAGAAAUUGUGGAUAUUGGAUCAUUUGCCCCUGAAGACAUCCAUAUUCCUAAGAUAUAUGUACAUCGCCUUAUAAAGGGGGAAAAAUAUGAGAAAAGAAUUGAGCGUUUAUCAAUCCGGAAAGAGGGGGAUGUAAAAACCAAAUCUGGUAAACCUGGAGAUAAUGUCAGGGAACGUAUCAUCAAGCGGGCAGCUCUCGAAUUUGAGGACGGCAUGUAUGCUAAUUUAGGCAUAGGAAUCCCACUUCUGGCCAGCAACUUCAUCAACCCAGAUAUCACUGUUCAUCUGCAAAGUGAAAAUGGAGUCCUGGGUUUGGGUCCAUAUCCAUUACAAAAUGAAGUGGAUGCAGAUCUAAUUAAUGCAGGCAAGGAAACGGUUACUGUUCUUCCAGGAGCCUCUUAUUUCUCCAGUGAUGAAUCAUUUGCGAUGAUUAGAGGGGGCCAUGUCAAUCUAACAAUGCUAGGAGCAAUGCAGGUUUCCAAAUAUGGUGAUCUGGCUAACUGGAUGAUACCUGGGAAGAUGGUGAAAGGAAUGGGAGGUGCUAUGGAUCUGGUGUCCAGUGCUAAAACCAAAGUGGUGGUUACCAUGGAGCAUUCUGCAAAGGGAAAUGCAUAUAAAAUCAUGGAGAAGUGUACAUUGCCACUGACUGGAAAGCAAUGUGUUAACCGCAUCAUUACCGAAAAGGCUGUGUUUGAUGUGGACAACAAGAAAGGGCUGACUCUCAUUGAACUCUGGGAAGGUCUGACAGUGGAUGACAUAAAAAAGAUCACUGGGUGUGGUUUUGCAGUUUCACCAAAUCUCAUGCCAAUGCAGCAGAUUUCAACUUGAAAUGUGGAAUAGACAUUUGUCCCAGGCUAUGUGUUUUUCAUUUUGAUCUCAUAGGAUUUCAUUGAAAUGACAUCAGUAAUCAUAAUUGUAUAUUCAACAUGCAGUUUUUGACAUUUCCUGCUAUCAUUUUAUGCUUUGUGCAGCCGUAUAGACUUUGUUCUCUCAAGUAUGCUGUGACAUUUUAAUGAAUAUCAGAAAGAAAAAAUAUAAACGAUUAUCUUGAUUGUUUUAUAAGUGCUAAGAAGGCUAUCAUUACAGUUGGUGCUCACAUUGGAUUUAUCUUCAUCUUCUGUGGUAUGUACACUAAAUUGUGUGCAGUUUGUGCCAAGAUGGGCCCUUAGGAAGUGUUUCAUUGAUUUGCUGGCCCUCCUAACUAAAUCAUGACAUGCAGAGAAAGAAGAAUGAGGGGGAAAAAUAGCCCAGAUUAUACCCAAGGCAGCAUUAUAUUAGUCCUGAGAGAGAGCGUAUACAUGAGUUUGGAUUAGGAGAAAUGCUGUCUUAAUGACUGUUUUUCCUUCAGCCUCCUCUGACUUUGCUUUUGCAGGCCCCUGAUUUAAUGAUUACAUCAUGUGUCAGUAGGACAUCUCUCUUCCUCCCUCACUUUUUGUAACUAUAUAGGUGCCCAUGAAGGCAAAUAGGAACAUCUGUGUGGGAGAAGUAACUGACUGUGGGAGGGGCUGAUGGGUAUAGGAUCUAUAGGGGCUGACAUCCCACCAGGAAGUUGCCUUUAUAAACCAACCAACCAACCAACCAACCAUGCAUUGCCAAAGAUGAAGGUUUAUUAUAGGAAAAGGGCUAUAAUCAUAACUGGUCUAGCCAUUUUUCUCAUUUUAAAACAGUGCUAUAUUCCUAUGUAUCUGAAAGAGUUUUCUCUAUAUCAUUCAGGCCCAGUGGGCUACUUGUACAAAGCCAAGAGGGACUGUAGGAUGAUUCACCAUGAAUCCAUCCAGUCACAAUGACAGCAGUGUUUUAAAAAAGGGUUGGGGGUGGGGGGCGCUUUCAUAUUUCUAAAUAUUGAAUGCCUUUUUCUAUAGAACAGUGUUCUUACUGCUGCCUAGGCUACUUUCUUGAACAAAGUACUUUUACUUCAGCUUUAUCCUAAUAGAGGAAAUAAUGAUAAACCAAAUUCAGGAUCUGAAGAGCUGUGAACUUUCGUUGUUAAAAAAUAAACAUGGUGGAUUAACUUCUAUAAGGAACUUCUCCUCUGCCAUGUCUUCAGUACCAAACAGUUGCCUGGAAGCAUAGCAAGCAUCCUGGAUAUCAAAUGGGAGAAAAAUACGGGCACCUGAGGACAGGCCAGGCAGCUGUCCUGUAGACAUAGCAUAGUAUAGUGCAAUCAAUCAUUCGUCAGCCACCAGGUAGAGGAAUUCACAGGUGUCAUUAGGUGUCAUCACCUGAAAGCCAUCAGGUACAGCUGCAUUGGUGUCAUAAACAGUAUUAAAAGGAGGAGAGAGGCUUUUUUGAGAGUAUCACACUCUAUAUGUAAAAUAAUCUUUAUGGCUGGCUGUUGAAUGCAUAUUCUCCUGGUACUGGUAAAAAGGACUUUGCAAUGUCAGGAGAAUAAUAUAUAUCUCUUUUAGAGUUAUGAUUUGGAAAAAUGCAUGUUAUUGAUGGUUGCUAUACUUGCAGACUUACCUGCUUCUCAUUCCAGACUGUUACUUUAGAAUAAUGUGAUUCUAAGAAUGUUCCCAAUUUUGAGUGUCAAAAUCUAAGUAGAUGACUGUAUAUUCUUGAUUAAAGAGUACCGUGAAUGUUAAGAAAUACAGUAAAUAUUUUGAAUUGA